Cyprinodon tularosa is the source of this 1600-nucleotide messenger RNA. RefSeq lists its product as uncharacterized. Bases 13 to 1062 code for a protein of 349 amino acids. Gene Ontology annotation, biological process: response to bacterium. The record is from RefSeq and is a predicted model, not a curated record. NCBI's taxonomy places the organism in Eukaryota, Metazoa, Chordata, Actinopteri, Cyprinodontiformes, Cyprinodontidae. The transcript is spliced from 6 exons.
GACAGUGUCAUCAUGACUCUCCCAUGGCUUAUACUGCUUCUUCUUCAUCAAGGAUAUACUUUAGUUCCUGUCACCACAGUCCAGCUUGGGGAACCUGUCACUUUGACAUGUGUUGUGACUGAGACGUUUGAAGUCAUGACAUGGAUUCAUUGGUACAAGCAGAGUGCUGGAAAUACUCUGGAACUAAUUGCAGUGUUGUGUAAAAGUACAAACUCAACCUACGGACCUGGAUUUUCACCCUCAAGAUUCAAAAUAACAUAUAAUGAUAACAAAAGCAUUAUGAUGAUUUUGUCAACAGUGGAACAAGAUGAGGGGAUGUAUCACUGCGCUCAUAUUGGCUGGACUAAAUCUGCUUGGAGUGGGACCUAUUUAUCAUUAAGAGGAAACUCUCAGAGAACAUCAAGCUACAAUGUUGUUCAGGAGCGAGCGGUUUCUGAUCCCCCCAACCCAACAGAAAAAGAAACUCUACAGUGUUCAAUUCUGUCGGACUCUGAGAACACAACUUGUUCAGGAGAACCCACUGUGUUCUGGUUCAGAGCCAGAUCAGAUACAUCCUAUCCAGACAUCAUCUACACUGUGGGAAAUACACAGGAACAUUGUGGAAAGACAAACAAUCAGAAAAAAUGUAGUUACACCUUCUCUAAUGAUGUCAGCACCUCUGAAGCAGACACCUAUUAUUGUGCUGUAGCUACAUGUGGAGAGAUAAUAUUUGGAAAUGGACCAAAAAGGGUAACAAGCAAUGAAGAUAAUAGACCUGAAAGGAUUGUUCUCUUGAUCACCUUAAUCGCUUUGGCCAUUUCUGGAACCAUGAAUAUCAUUUUAAUUUGCUGUCGAUCUCAAAGAUCAGCAUGUGCCCGAUUUAAAGAACAUUCCUCUUCAGUUCCUCCUCAACCAAAUCACAGGGACUCAAGCCAACCAAUGGAUAAGAGUGAAAAUGAACAGGAUCUAAAUUAUGCUGCCUUGCAUUUCUCUGGAAUGAAGAAACAAAAAGAAAAGAAGAAAAGAGAACUAAAAACUGAAGAAAGUGUUUAUUCACAAGUUUUACAUGAACAUGCUAAAUGAUAUCAGAAUCAGACAGACAUAACUUAAUCUGGAUUUUUGUAGAACCCAGAGAAUGUUAAUUACACAGAUACUGCAAAUGCUCAGUUGGAUCCCUCUACCUAAGGAUCAACUUCUAAACUUAUUGCAAAAAAAUUUCAAAAAGUUUUUCAUGUGCUUUCUUUUUUUCCUACUCUCCUGAUUUGUAAAUGUUAAUAUUCUUUAAUCUACUUUAAUUUACAGUUUAAAAUUAACAUGUGCUAAAAUCUGUGUACCUAGCUAGCAUAUGGUUUUCUUUCAUAGCUGACAGCUUGGGGACAGCAACUGUCUUCAAUCUGUCAACCCACUCAAAAUUCAAAGUUGUGUAUCUGCAGUGCUAGAUGUGCAAGUCCUAAGCAUAUCAAGCACACAAUUACUUUUACUUGUGCCCGAACUGUGAGUCUGACAAAUGGAGCAUAAAUAGGGUUGCUUGGUUAGGCUAUUAUCAUUUAUGUACUAUAAUUCUCAUCAUAUCAUAAUUUUUUAAAGAGAAUUUAAGAAAUAGUUAAGAUGUCUGUACUUA